Molecule: messenger RNA, 522 nt
Organism: Necator americanus (New World hookworm)
Lineage: Eukaryota; Metazoa; Nematoda; Chromadorea; Rhabditida; Ancylostomatidae
Exons: 5
Coding region: 1-522 (173 amino acids)
Biological process (GO): actin filament fragmentation; actin filament severing
Cellular component (GO): actin cortical patch; actin cytoskeleton; cytoplasm
Molecular function (GO): actin filament binding
Source: RefSeq, a predicted model, not a curated record
AUGGUGUGUUUAACAACGUUUCAGUCGACUUCUGGUGUUAUGGUGAACCCUGACGUCCAGGCGACGUUCCAAAAGUUGAGCGAGGGAAAGAAAGAGUUCCGAUAUAUCAUCUUUAAAAUUGAGGAACGUGAAGUUGUUGUUGAAGCUGCUGUUUCGCAAGAAGAACUAGGUCUUACGGGUGAUGACUACGAUGACUCAUCUAAAGCAGCCUUCGAGAAAUUCGUAGCUGAUAUCAAGGCGCGUACCGAUGGCUUUACGGAUUGCCGUUAUGCUGUAUUCGAUUUCAAGUUCACAUGCUCCCGCGUUGGUGCUGGGACUUCCAAAAUGGACAAGAUUGUAUUCUUACAGCUAUGUCCGGAUGGUGCCUCUAUCAAAAAGAAAAUGGUGUACGCUUCGUCGGCCUCUGCAAUCAAAGCGUCCCUUGGGACCGGCAAAAUCCUUCAGUUCCAGGUGUCGGAUGAGUCGGAAAUGUCUCAUAAAGAACUGCUUUCGAAGCUGACGGAGAAAUAUGCGGACAACUGA